Molecule: messenger RNA, 3769 nt
Organism: Delphinapterus leucas (beluga whale)
Lineage: Eukaryota; Metazoa; Chordata; Mammalia; Artiodactyla; Monodontidae
Gene: AGPAT5
Product: 1-acylglycerol-3-phosphate O-acyltransferase 5
Biological process (GO): phosphatidylinositol acyl-chain remodeling
Cellular component (GO): endomembrane system; endoplasmic reticulum; mitochondrion
Molecular function (GO): acyltransferase activity
Source: RefSeq, a predicted model, not a curated record
GCCCCGCCCCCGGUAGGGGCAUAGGGUGACGGGCGAGGGUCAUGGGGUGUAAGUGAUCCUGAGCUCUCGACCCCCCGAGGGCCGCGGCUUCCCCUUGCCCCGUGGCCGGGAGAAGCGCGCCGGACCCCUCAUUCGCCAGCCCGCCCACCGUCCAGCGGCGGCGCGGCCCAUGCGGCUCGGGGCGGAGGCCGGAUCCGGCGCGGGCUGGGCGUCUCAGGGGCGGCCGGCGGCCCGGCGAGGUGAGGGGGCGGCGGCGGGGCCCGGCCCAGCCCGGUGAUUGGCCGCCGACUGAGGGCCGCCGGGCGGCCGGCGGCGGCGGGGCGGGGAAGAGCCGGCGGAGCCUUCCUCGUGCGGAGCCGGGAAGAUGCUGCUGUCCCUGGUGCUCCACAUGUACUCGAUGUGCUGCGUGCUGCCGGCCGCCGUGCUCCUGGGCACGGCUCCCACCUACGUGCUGGCCUGGGGGGCCUGGCGGCUGCUCUCCGCCUUCCUGCCCUCGCGCUUCUACCAGGCGGUGGACGACCGGCUCUACUGCAUCUAUCAGAGCAUGGUGCUUUUCUUCUUCGAGAACUACACCGGCGUGCAGAUAUUGCUGUAUGGAGAUUUGCCAAAAAACAAAGAAAAUAUAAUAUAUUUGGCAAAUCAUCAAAGCACAGUUGACUGGAUCGUUGCUGAUAUUUUGGCCAUCAGGCAGAACGCUCUCGGACACGUGCGCUAUGUGCUGAAAGAUGGGCUCAAAUGGCUUCCACUGUAUGGGUGUUAUUUUUCUCAGCAUGGAGGGAUCUAUGUAAAGAGAAGUGCCAAAUUCAAUGAAAAGGAAAUGAGAAAAAAGCUGCAGAGCUACAUCAAUGCAGGAACUCCAAUGUAUCUUGUGAUUUUUCCAGAGGGAACAAGGUAUAAUCCAGAACUAACAAAGGUCAUUUCAGCUAGUCAGACAUUUGCUGCUCAAGAAGGCCUUCCAGUAUUAAAACAUGUGCUGACACCAAGAAUAAAGGCAACUCAUGUUGCUUUUGAUUCUAUGAAGAAUUACUUAGAUGCAAUUUAUGAUGUUACAGUGGCUUUUGAGGGGACUGUGGAUGAUAAAGGGCAGCGGAAAGAAGCGCCGUCCAUGGCUGAAUUUCUCUGCAAAGAAUGUCCAAAAAUUCAUAUUCACAUCGAUCGUAUAGACAAAAAAGAUGUCCCGGAAGAACAAGUAUACAUGAAAAGAUGGCUUCAUGAACGUUUUGAAAUAAAAGAUAAAUUGCUUAUAGAAUUCUAUGAUUCACUGGAUCCAGAAAGAAGAAACAAAUUUCCCGGAGAAAGUGUUAAUUCUAAACUAAGUCUCAAGAAGACCUUACCAUCAUUCUUGAUCUUAAGUGGUUUGACUGCUGGUAUGCUUAUGACCGAGGCUGGAAGGAAACUAUAUGUAAAAACGUGGAUUUAUGGAACCUUAAUUGGCUGCUUGUGGGUUAGUAUUAAAGCGUAAACGCGUAGCUGUCUCCAGGCAGUGGGAUGUGCUACGUUGUUUAUUACUGGCGGCUGCACAUUACAUCCGAUUGUUCCUGAAUUUAAUAAGAAGUGUAAAUAAAGCCUUGUUGAUUGAACAUUGGAUGAAAUAGAAUUUCUGACUAAAGCCGAUAUGCAGUUGGUCUUGGGCAAACAUACAUGGUUUUACAACUUUAGUCCAGAAGCUGCUGGAAAGGGAAAAGAUAAACAGAGUUUAUGUUAUAGUUGGCAUUUCCUAUGAACUAAUGUCAACUCCAGAAGACUGUUAGGAUUAUAUAUUUUGUUACUGUUUUGUAAUUCCGAUAGCUGCAUUCUUGAACAUCAAUUGGCAGUAUAUUUCACUGUAUUUGUUUUCUUCAGUUUUUUACAACUUGACUGGUCCAAACUCUUAUCACUGAAAUAUUUAGUGUCUUGCAGCUGUGUAAUAUUCUGCCUUGUGUUUAAUUUCUCCAAGUCGAUGAAAGAAAUUGUAGUUAAGUAUGGAGAAGGACACGAGGAGAGGCUGAGGAAUGCUGGUGAGGGGAGCUCUGGUUAGCGAGGACUUGUAUUGUGUUGUUAGCUGAGUUCACUUUAUGUUGGCAAAGUGAUUAGCAUCUCUGGUAUUUACUGAAACAGCUUCAUUUGCACACCCUGUACUCUAUACAAAAGAAUAAUGUAUAAAAAUACAAGAAUUAAGUUUAAGUUAAAAUUGUGAUCCUGAUUCAUUGUAGCAGAACUUUAAAUUGCUCAGCUUUUUGAAGAUUUAAGCUAAGCUCCUAGCACUUCAUGACAUUUGUGCCAUAAGUACUUGAAAACCUUAAGAUUUCCUGUUAUUUUUUAUAUCGAAAUAAUCAGUGUGAACCUUUGUUGGACCUGAGUCCAUAGAUAUUUGAGAUGGUGGGAGCUCUCAAACACCAGACUAGGUUUAUUAGCAUGUGCCUUUUGCCUAUUACUCUUGGGUUUAGCAAACUAUUUAAUCCCCAAAUCAUUUUGUUUAUGUCGUCGUGGUCGGUUUCCACUGUAUUCGAGUUCUUUUUCUUUGGAUCACCGGCAGGGGUGCUGCUCGGGGCUGACACAGGGGCUCACGGGAAAGCGCUGUGUCGCCAGCCAGCGUUGGUCCUGAUGCGGAGUUGAGCCUUGUAAGCUCUCGUGAGCAGCCCACCAUCCACAGCAAAGGCAUUUUGCGUUCGUCUUAUGUCAAGAAAUCACCUUCCUCAAGCCAGUGAAGUACAGACUUAAUCCAUCAGGACGGAGUGAAUUUGUUUCAUUCCCAUUGGUAUUAAUGGGGCCACACAAUUCAUCUGUAUCACCUGAAAAGAAGAGCUUUGUUUCAGGAACCAAAUCACACAAUUUUCAGUCAUGGAACAAUAAAUCCCCUAGAAGAGGACCUUUUUUAAAGUGUGAUCUGCUCUAUUUUUAAUGUUACAAUUCAAGCUUGAUUGCCUGCUGGUCAUUUAAGAUACCAAUUCUGCUUCCGAGUAAUGGAUUUUUAUCACCAUUUAAAUCAUGAUAAACAAAUGGAAACACAAAUUAAGGGAAAUUUGGUCUGAUUUUCCAGAACCAGAGUAAACCAUUUCAAGUAACCCCUCUGAAGAGUUGGGUGGUGUGAAUUGGUUUGUGUAUGUUAGUAUGUGUGUAUGUAUUGAUACACACAUUCCCACAGGACACAGUUGGCUUCAUUAUGAAUGGGGGUGCAGGUAAAACUUGUUCUCAUGCCAAACUGCAAUUUUCUCUUACCCUGUAAAGUGCAAUUUAGAUCAAUCCCAUGUCUUCAUUAAAUACUCUUUUUAACAGUCCUAAACUUAGAAACUAUUUCUAAUUAGAUCACAAUAAAUGUAAGUUGUGUAACUUACUUUGAAUGUCAUGGAUAUGUUCUCAAUUUAAAUUUUAAGAAGCAAUACCAUUGGAAUCAUGCUGAUUAUAACUGAUUUGAAGAAGGCCAGGUGACCUGCAUAAGAUCACUUGAACAGCAUGUUUCUUGUAACUAUCCUUAUAUUCUCGCAAAAGGUCUAUAAAAUAUUUGUUUAAAAUUUUUUUGUAUCAAAAUAUUUGGAAAAUUAGAAGCUUCUUUUUAACAUGUAUUGAUAUGACUUGAAUUAUUUUAUGAAAUUAAGAGCCCUGUAUACCUGUAAAUCUUUUCACAUAAUAUCAUUUAAGCUUUUGUUUGUGCUACUGUUGAUUUACAGCUUAGUUGGUGCUUGGUUUAUCUCUAAAAGAAUGCAAUCAAUGUGCAUGCUUUUAUGUUUUUCGCAGAAGGGUGUGUUGGGAUGAAAGUAAAAGAAAAAAUAAAAUCUUUCACUGUCUCUAA